GUGCGCUCUGAAGAGGAGGAACACACUCCUUUCCACUCCGCUGCCAGGCUCCGCUUCCCCGCACGGCUAGAAACAACACUCACUGGACGCACAGAAGAAGGAAAAUAACCAGAAUAAAAGGAUAUUUAAUCAUUUUGAGGACUGAUUUUGUCGGGAGUUUCUGUUUUUGUUGCGUGCAGUCCCCGCUGUGCGUCGGACUGCCAAGCGUCGUAACGGUAAUACACUUUGAGUGUCAAGUUUCUGGAGCCUUCUGGGAUGUAGCGCAGGGUUAACUCACCUUAACCCACCUUACAGACGUAUUUCCCUUCAAAAGGAUUAGAGUAGUUUUUAAAGAAACGAAUUGGUCGGUUUAAAAUGUUAAUGUUGUUUAGUUGAAAGUGAAACACUAAGACUCUGACUUUUUUGUUUCAUUGAUGGUGAGUUCCCUUAUUAUGACCCCCGCCUGGAGGUCAUAACUGGCCCGUCUUAUCUCCCGCCACAUCACAGCCCCCCACCCUAAUGAUGACUAUGAGCUCUAUAUCGGACACUUUAGUCCCGCCUGAUCCAUCCAAAUCGGCGUUUUUGGAGUUCGGCGGUCACGGCUACCCCGGACACCAGCAGCCCUCCCCCGGUCUGUCCCACAACCAUUACCCGGUCCACGGACUGCACGCCGUCGGGCCCUCCCAGCACGACGGACCCUUCGCCUCCGGGGCAUCCUCGUACGGUCGCCCGCUGGGAUACCCACCUUAUCACAGUCCCGUGAACGCGCACCAUCCCGGGGCUUACCUGCCCUAUCAGCAUGGGGGUCACGGCGGCGCGCUGGGACACACCAGACUCGAGGAUGCAGACCACGAGAAGCCCAUGGCAGUGAUAGAGAACGGGGAGGUGAGGCUGAACGGGAAGGGGAAAAAGAUCAGGAAGCCUCGGACCAUUUACUCCAGCCUGCAGCUCCAGGCUCUCAACCAGCGCUUCCAGCAAACCCAGUACCUCGCCCUCCCCGAGAGGGCCGACCUUGCGGCCAAGCUGGGCCUGACGCAGACCCAGGUCAAAAUAUGGUUCCAGAACAAACGAUCCAAAUACAAGAAGAUCAUGAAGAACGGGCCCUGUGGACCUGAGGGAGACCACCUCGCCCCCCCUGCGCCGUCCUCCGCUUCUCCAUGCUCUCUGUGGGACAUCAGCAUGGCUGCAAAAGGCGCGCCAGUGCACUCUGGAGGCUACAUGAACAAUUUUGCUCACUGGUAUCCAGGACACCAGCAGGACUCCAUGCCAAGAACUCAGAUGAUGUGACAGAGAGUAUGCAAAACCUCCAGGACAAAUAAUGGAUUUACAACAGCAAGCUGAGUGGAGCUGUUAGGGACACUGACAUUGUUGUGAGUCUGAGUCACUCUGGAGGCAAAAAUAAUCAAACUGGAUCAGUGGCAGGAAUUGUAGCUAAGUUCCUGAAAAUUUUAAAGUACACACAACAACUAUGAGAUGUUUAAAAAUUAUUACUAUGACUCAACUUUGUUUCUACGAGGACUAUCCCCUAAUUGAACAAAACAUUUAUUGGAUAAAAUGAUUCUUAGAUGGCCAAGUGUGCAUUGGUCUAGUGGUUGUAGAAGAAGAAAAAACCUCAAACUUCACUAGGAACUGCACCGUGCUAGCUAUCUAUUGAUGUGUUAGAUAUAAGGAAAAAGCUUUGAGCAAAAUGUCAGCAUUUGAUGGUGUCUGGCAGGUUUGCUAUGGGAAGUGCAUUUCCUCCGUGAGAGAUACAAGGAUGUUCCAUGGACAAAUUGAAGCUUAUUGUCGAGUAGGAUCUCAAAGGCAAAGGUCAGUGUCAGGCUGCAGAACUGACAACAAAGCCUUCGGCCACAAUAAGCCGACAAGCGUUGUAGCCACAGGUGGUUUCAUAUUUGCAUUGCAAAUUCUUUUUACAAUUUUUCUGCUAUUCUCUUACAACUUACCUAAUUUGAACGGGUGUAUAUUUGACUCAAAAUAUAAACACUAAUGGUAAAUAAUAUGUUUUACAUCAGGGGUAGAUCAGAGUGGGACAAUAGACUCAGUAAUGUUUUUAUUAAAAUUUAGCCACAAUAAGCUAAAUAGUUAAAACAGUCUCACUCAAAACAGCCAGUCAUGUUAUUUUUGCCUUCAGCAGGGCUCUGCUUUACAAUGUGGUAACUUUUAUCAUAAAGCUACAACUCUUAACUAAUGACAGCCCUUACAUGCAUCUCUGUUUUCAGGUUUUUUUUCUCUGUCUUGCAGGGGGUCAUAGCAGGACAGGUUUAUGUGGAAAAAGAAGGGUUCUUCAGGGCUUUUUCAUAGUUUUUCUUACUGGAACUGUACUGAUCUAAUGCUAAAAUAACAGAUCAGAUUAAAGAACUAAAGACAAUUAGAAAGGUUAUUUUUAUGCUGACUUGUGUGUGCUUUUUUAUCAUUUGGGUGUAACGUGAACCUUUAAAGAGCCAGUAUGAAGUUGAUUGAAGUACCAACAUGGGGCUCUGAUCAGGUAUGCAAUAAGUGGCUUUAUGGUACUUAAAAUUCCAUUGUUAUGAUCAUAUGGGGGAAGCAUGAAUUUGACAUGCCUGCUUUAUUUUAUGAGUCGAAUUUUAUAUAUAUUUUUUCAUUGAAAAAAAUUGUAAAUGGGUAAAAGAUGAAGCCAAAAAGGAAAUGCCAAAAAAAUGUAUUGGAAAGCCAUAUUUGUAUAAAAUGAAUUUUCACCAGAUCAUUCAUGACUAAUGUGCUGAUUUUGUCAUUCUCAUGAUUCAUUUUAUUGAAUUGAAAUCACGUGAGCUAGUCAUUGUUUACUUUUUCAUUCAGAAAGAGGUGACAGACAAAGGGCUUGAAUGCAGAAAGUUUAGAUGAAUAAUUUGUGGUUCUACAAUUCCAAAAGUGAACGUUUUCACAUUUUCUCAUUAUUCUCUGUUGGAUAGUGAUGUAAUCAUCUGUUGAAAUGUUCCUGUAUCCCUAUUUGGACCUUGUAAAGAGAGAAACUCCUCGAGAACUUCAGUGAAGUUUACAAUCAUAAACCAUAUUCUGCUGACUGGAAAAUAUUCAGCAAUCUCUUAUAUUCUAAUAAUUUGCCAAUAAUAUAUUGGUGAUGGUCAGGAUACGCUAUGUCAUGUAAAUCAAUAAAUCAAACCAACUGAUA
Messenger RNA from Labrus mixtus (cuckoo wrasse), 3106 nucleotides. Its product is annotated as homeobox protein Dlx4a-like. The record is from RefSeq and is a predicted model, not a curated record. The transcript has 3 exons. Gene Ontology annotation, molecular function: DNA-binding transcription factor activity, RNA polymerase II-specific; RNA polymerase II cis-regulatory region sequence-specific DNA binding. Gene Ontology annotation, biological process: cell differentiation; negative regulation of transcription by RNA polymerase II; embryo development. The coding region runs from base 499 to 1266 and encodes 255 amino acids. Lineage: Eukaryota; Metazoa; Chordata; Actinopteri; Labriformes; Labridae.